Molecule: messenger RNA, 6756 nt
Organism: Cuculus canorus (common cuckoo)
Lineage: Eukaryota; Metazoa; Chordata; Aves; Cuculiformes; Cuculidae
Product: leukocyte elastase inhibitor
Exons: 7
Coding region: 2314-3489 (391 amino acids)
Biological process (GO): negative regulation of endopeptidase activity
Molecular function (GO): serine-type endopeptidase inhibitor activity
Source: RefSeq, a predicted model, not a curated record
AUUCCCUAGAGAUGAAAGGAGUCUUUGGCAGCGUGUUCCAAGUGUUGCUAAGCGUCCUGACUAGACAGGGGUUUUUUUGGAUAGUAACUGGACAAGCACUUAGGCAAGAAUGGGAAUACAAGUAUGCCUUUGUAUCAAAUGUCCUUACAGGGUAUUCAGGAGGUAAGGAUUGUUGUUCUGUCACCACAGAACACCUGUGUUUAUUACCUAUCACCCAGUUUUAGUCCUCUAACAAGGAAUGGAAAGAAAAAGCAUGUGAUGCCUGUGCACUGUUUAAAUGACAAAGCUUUAAUUUUUGCUCUUGUGGAUUUUUUUCCUGUUCAUGGUUUCUGAAAUUUUAACUGAAUAAUACCAAAGACAUAGCUGAAAUACCUUUCCUAAUACAGUAAUUGUUUUGCUGUUUCUAUUCCUGAAAUAAUAAAAUAUGUAUAAGUGCUGUAGGACUUUUCUUUUCAACCAUACAUAAUGCAUUUCUUUCAUCUGUAGUAUGAAGAAAACCAUUAAUUCUUGACAGUGGACACUCAGCUUCCAUGUACCUUAUUUGGAAUUGAUGGUUAAACAUGUUUUUUUUCUGAAUACUACAAACAUGAAGUGCUUGCUUGAAGUUGCCAUGAAGUUUGGAGUUGGUCUUGUAAGGGUUCGUAGGGAGAAGCCUCUGUAGUGAAGGGGUCCCAGGCCAAGGCUCUGUUUCUGCGUCAGCUCCAAAUUAGGGUUUAGUGGUCAUCAUCCAAAUGGUGCUGGAUUGUCCUGUACUUAAUUCAGUGCACAGUAAUUCAGCUGUCUCUCAUGAAGAAAACAGAAGUAUUAUUUGAAGGGAGUAGGGACCCACCCAACAGUUGAAUCAGCUUCAACUCCAGUUAAAAGAGUGGCUGCUACCGACCUAAAGUCAAAUGGGCAGUAUGGGUGGGAGUGGCCAGGUCAAGGGCCAAUAGAGGAAAAGUACAUUAAACCAAAGAGAAACUGCCAUGCUGUUACUCAGUCAUAGAGUGGUUUGGGUUGAAAGGGGCCUUAGAGAUCACCCAGUUCAAAUGCACCCUGCCAGGGGCCAGGGCACCUUCCGCUAGAUCAGAUUGCUAAUGGUCUCAUCCAAUCUGGCCUUGAAGAUGUCUAGGGAUGGGGUAUCCAUAUCUUCCAUGGACAGCCCGUUCCAGUGCUUCACUACCCGUGCAGUAAAAAAUGUAUUUCUACUAUAUAAUCUAAGUCUCCCCUCUUUCAGCUUAAAGCCAAUACCCCUUGUCCUGUCACUACACUCCCUGAUAAAGAACCCCUCCCCAGCUUUCCCAUAGGCCCCCUUGAGGUACUGGGAUGCCACUAUAAGGUCUUGCCUGGAGCUUUCUCUUAUCUAGGCUGAAUAAUUCCAACUUUCUCAGCCUGUGCUUAUAGCAGAGGUGCUCCAGCCCUCUGAUCAUCUUCCUGGCCCUCAUCUGGAGUUGCUCUAACAGAUCAAUGUCCUUCCUGUACUGAAGACUCCAGUACUAAAUGCUGUACUCCAGGUGAGGUCUCAUGAGAGUGGAGUAGAGAGGCAAAAUUCCCUCCCUUGCCAGCUGGUCACACCUCCUUUGAUGGAGCCCAGGAUGCAAUUGGCUUUGUGGGUUGCAAGUGCACAUUGCAUGUUCAUAGAACCAUAGAAUGGUUUGGGCUGGGAGGGACCUUAAAGCCCAUCCAGCUCCAAACUUGCUGUGAUGGGUGGGUGCACCUCCCACCAGACCAGGCUGCUCGAGGCCCCAUCCAACCUGGCCUUGAACACUUCCAGGGAUGGGGCAUCCACAGCUUCCCUGGGCAACCUGUGCCAGUGCCUCACCACCCGAAUCUAAUCUAAAUCUUUCCCCCUUCCAAUUUAAAGCUAUUCCACUUCCUCCUAUCCCUCCAUGCCCUAGUAAAAAGUCCCUCCCCCACUUACCUGUAGCCCCUUCAGGUACUAAAGACUGCAAUAAGGUUUCCUUGGAGCCUUCUCUUCUCCAGGUUGAAAAACCCCGACUCUCAGCCUGUCCUCCUACAGGAGGUGCUCCAGCCCUCAAAUCACCUUUGUGGCCUUCCUCUGGACUUGUUCCAAUGGAUGCAUGUCCUUCCUGUGUUGAGGACUCCAGAACUUAACACAGUACUCCAGGUGGGGUCUCACAAAAGUGGAGUAGAGGGGCAGAAUCACUUCCCUCACCCUGCUGGCCAUGCUUCUUUUGGUGCAGUCCAGGAUACGGUUGGCUUUCUGGGCUACACACGCACAUUGCUGUCUCAUGUUGAGCUUCUCAUCGCAUUAGAAAAGCAAAGAUAACCACGACCUAAGUGUUGAGCGGAACUGAGCAGCGCCAUGGGGAAAUGGAGACAACGCUUGCCGCGGCAGCCCCGGCUAUAACCAUGGAGAACCUGAGUAAUGCCAACAGCAGAUUUGCACUUGAUCUGCUUAGAAGGUUUAAUGAGACCAACCCAACUGGAAAUGUUUUCUUCUCUCCUGUCAGUGUCUCUGCUGCUAUGGCCAUGGUCCUCUUAGGGGCCAAAGGUAAUACAGAGAUCCAGGUGCUGAAGACGCUUCAUUUUGACAAAGUUGAAAAUAUUCAUUCAAGGUUUCAGACUCUGACUAUGGAUAUGAACAGAAGCAGUGCUCCCUAUCUCUUACGCCUUGCCAAUCGGCUUUUUGGAGAGAAGUCCUACAGCUUUUUGCCGGAUUUCCUGAAUAAUACUCAGAAAUUAUAUGGUGCUGAUUUGGCUACAGUCGAUUUUCUUCAAGCUUACGAUGAAGCCAGGAAAGAAAUUAACCAGUGGGUAGAGGAGAAAACUGAAGGCAAAAUCCCUAAUCUGCUGUCUGAAGGCUCAAUUGAUAACACGACCAAGCUUGUACUGGUGAAUGCUAUUUAUUUCAAAGGGAACUGGGCAGAGAAAUUUAAAGAAGCCAACACUGCUGACAUGCCAUUUCGGUUAAAUAAGAAUGAAAGAAAGACAGUGAAAAUGAUGUAUCAGAAAAACAAAUUUCGUUUGGGGUAUAUCCCUGAAGUGAAGACUCGUGUCUUAGAGCUGCCUUAUGAUGGAGGAGAACUUACUAUGAUCAUCCUGUUACCUGAUGACAUUGAAGAUGAUUCCACUGGACUGCAGAAGCUGGAAAAACAGCUUACCUUGGAGAAGCUCCAGGAAUGGACACAUCCAGACCAUCUAUAUUCUACUGAUGUUCAUGUGCGUUUGCCCAAGUUUAAGCUAGAAGAAAGCUAUGACCUUAAAUCAGAUUUAGCUGCUUUGGGCUUGUUGGAUGUAUUUGACAGUGGUAAGGCUGACUUGUCAGGAAUGUCAGGGGCACGUGACCUCUUUCUCUCUAAAAUUGUCCACAAGGCUUUUGUAGAAGUGAAUGAGGAAGGCACGGAAGCUGCAGCUGCUACUGCUGGCAUUGCUAUGCUCUGCAUGGUUAUGGAAGAGGAUUUCACUGCUGACCAUCCUUUCCUUUUCUUUAUUCGCCACAACCCAAUGCAAAGCAUACUUUUCUUCGGCAGGUAUGCUUCUCCAUAGAAGAGAACAUAGCAUUUGCAGACCAGUUCCUGCAGUAGUCAGUUAAAACUUUGCUCCUGAAUGAGUUGGAUUUUGAUGUAGGAAGUUAAUGCUCCUGUCUUGAGUUCCUAGUAACUUUGACUGAGAUUCUGCCAUUCCCCUUAAAACAAUCCCAGAGAAAGGGAGGAGUAAUUUUUCUUUCUUGAGAUCAAAAUAAUCUUUAAUAAGGAAAUCUUAACUGUAGGCAGAAGAAAUCUUUUGAAAUUUGUCUAGAAAUACUCUUGGAAGAAACUUGUGUCUUUUAAAGCACAGGAUCACUCUGUAUGCAUCUCUGCAUGCGUUUCUCUGUGUUGACAGCCCCUUGUUGUAAUGGUUUAUAAUAAUCCUGUAAUUCCUCAAGCAUGUAUAUUAGGAUGUUCUUGCAAAGCUGUUCUUCCCCCAAAGUCUUGCUUUUCAAAGAUGCUUCCAGGCACCAAAAAGUAUGUUCCUGAACAGCUGAGUAUACCCAGUUCUGUCAUGAAAUAGAAGGUCAGAUAAUGUUUGUUUACAGACAUCUAUUAAUAGAGAAAGGAUUAAGCUAUUAAAAUAAAAGUAACCCCUUCCAGUCAUUAGCCAGAAAAUUUGCAUUACAGCUUUAAAAUGAGGAGGAAAAGGAAUAAGUAAUAACUUUGGGUGGCAUGCUUGAAGAGUAUUUUUAAAAUCUAUAAUGUGGUGCUAUUUUAGUUAUUGAAAAUGUGUCAGGACUUAGAGGUUUUUAGGUGCUUGAAGCCAAUGGGUGCCUUUCUUAUAUUGACAAUAUAUUCUGGCCAGAACCUAUGUGAUCCUCAAAAAAAAUACUUCAGAUUACCAGAGAAUGACUGUGUAUAGUCUGCAACAAAUGUCUGAUGAGUCUCUUUAUGUACAAGGAUUCAAUAUUUACUGAGCUGACUUCCACUACCUCUUCAUACACAAACCUUUUGUACUGUACAAUAGCCUUAUGCCUGGAAGUCAAUGUAAUUACACACUGUUGGUGUUCUGCAUUUAUUUCUGGAGGUUAUUUGCUUUUAUCAUGUGUAUCUUGGGUACUGUAACAUUUACCUCUACAUUCUAUAAUUGCAUAUUAAUUGUAUAUUAAUUUUGUCUUUAAGCCACAAAUAAAAGUCUUUUUCUUAAACUCAUGUUCAAAAUAGAAAUUUCUGCACACAGUUUAGUUUUUCGGAGUAGAAAAACAACUGUCCACCUGAAGGCUAGCUCCAAAGACAACCACUGGUGCAGGAGGUGUGAUCAGCUGUAAGUCCGUGGUCUGUUCAGAGCAGAUGGAAAUACUGAAAAUGAAAUUACUCAAUAGCAGACGUGACUGUGUGAACCAUCAGCUUCCCCUGUAAGUGUAAUAUCCCCAGUUGCUAGCACCUACAGGGUAAAAGGGAGAGAGAGAGUUGUGGUUUACAUGAAAUGACACAAGCACUUGGUCUACACAUUAGUAAACACAUCUGUGUAUUUAGCAAUGCCUCAGCUGCAAAGGCUCUGGCAGGUUUGUAAAGGAAAGCAAGUAUUGCAGUGUGUAGAUGUGACCGUAACCCUUUCUGUACUGACUGACUUGAAAAAAACAAUGCUUUAUAAAUAGGUGAGAAAAAUACUAGCACAAAACCCAUGUAAAAAUUUGGAAUGGUUUGACAUUGCAUUAGUUCUCGGUUUCUGGGCCUUAGUUUUCAGCCUUUUAGCAAAUAAAGCUGCUGCUGCUCUAGAUAGGUUUUGACUAUGUAAGGUUCAAAACUUGAUUGUAAUUAAUUACAUCCUUAUCUUUAUAUGCUCAGACUCAGUCCAUGCAUGCAAGAUAGAUGGCGUCUGAAGGCGUUUAGGGCUGUAAUUAAAAGGAGAUCAGAAGAAAGAUAAAACCUUGCCUAAUAGUACAAAUCAGUGUAGCUUUAUGAGGAGGCACAUCUAUUUCUUUAUUACUUUGGUCCCAGUGUUCAGAAAUUAAACUAUCGUAUUGAGACACAAAGUAAAAUCUCAGCAAUGAGAAUAUCAAUGAAGUUAGCAUUAUUUACUUCACAUCCAAUCAUUAAAAAAAUAACAACAGCAAGCCUACUGGCAAAUAUUCCCUUCCCAUACUUUGUGCUCCACAGUAAGACCACGGUGAGUGUUUUUCCUUAAUACUUUUUUUCCUGUGCUCCUGUCAGAACAAGUGGCUGACAGGAAAAAAAAUGGAAUGCAAACUAUAUUCACAUUUUGAAAAAAUGAAAUGCUGUAUUACCUCAUGCAAAGGACUUCAUAUUUUUAGAACUGUUGUGUUCAAAGCUUGGUUAUUUUUCACACACACAAUAAAAAAAUACUUUCUGUAUAUAAAAUCUUUUGUUUAUAUCAACCUAGGAGACUGCAAGAUUAGAAAGUCAAACUGACUGCCGUUAAACUUCCCAGGAGAGAACUACUUGAGCAUAAACUCUGUUCAAAACCAAUUUGCAACAGGCUGCUGGUUUGACAAGUUGACAUGUGAGUUUCUUCCAGUGGCAGAGAGGAUUAUAACAGCAGAGUUCACGCUCUGAUUUGGCCUUUCCUAAGCAGACCAGCCUUUAUAGCAAUCCAAAACUCAGAGCAAUGUUUGCUCACUGUGGUGCGAUGAGUCAGACUUUGUACUAUUGCUUACAUGGAUUCUUUAUGAGAGCAUUUUAAUUUCAGUAAUUUAAAAAGAAAAAAUGCCACCCACAACUCCUUUCUGUCUGAUUCAUACAGUCUGAGUUGCUCUUCCUAGAAAGUAAAUAAUAGCGUGGAUAAAGAGGACAGUUACCGCUGGGGUUUAAGUCAUCUUCUCUUAGAGAUAAAUUUAUGUAAAUGAGUUAACUCAGAGUGGAUUUAGUAAUAAUUUCACUCUUAAAUGUUUAAAUAUAUUUUUAUAUGACAAAAUCCUGGUGAAGUACAUAAACCUGAUUAAGUCCCCAGAUGUCUUGGAGACAGAUACUUGUCUUGAUGUUUCAUUACGUAGGAAAAGAACCAGUGCAACUCACUUGAACCUGUUGAGAUAAAAAGGUGCAGUUGAAAUCACAAACUGGCUUUUGUUUGGUUGUGGGUUUUUUUAACUGUAGUGAACCUGUCUAGCUCUGUCAUAUCAUCUCAUGGUACCAACUAAAUAAGUAUUCUUAUGCAUAUUCAUUAAAGGGCCUAUGCUGUCUCCGGUUACUUAAUAACAUACCACUAUUAAUAUCAUAUUAUUAAUGUAUUAGUACUUAUUAAGACAGAAACCACAGCCAAAAUCCUGGAGAGCACAGUCUGUCUGGAAACACGCUGAACACAGGCAGUGGCUGCUAGCAAUUC